This is a messenger RNA of Rhagoletis zephyria (snowberry fruit fly), 2676 nucleotides long. Lineage: Eukaryota; Metazoa; Arthropoda; Insecta; Diptera; Tephritidae. The record is from RefSeq and is a predicted model, not a curated record.
AUGACCACCCGUCUGCAGCAGCUGAGCUCCUCUUCGGAGGUGAAGGACUGCGAACUGGACCGCCUGCGAAAGACCAUCGAGAUUCUGAAGCAGCAGGGUGGCUCACUGGUGAACGGAGUGAAGCAGGCGCAGCAGAGCAGCAGCAGUCAGUUCGGCCGGCGCAAGGGCUCAUUCACCUCUGACUACACCGACGUCGAGUCGCCAAGUAAUACACUUCCCAAGUCACCACCUAAAAGUCGAUACGCUAAAUCCGCUAACAGUCUGCUCAUCAGACGACACACGUUUAACAAUGCUCUCAUUAACAUUAGUCAUGCUAAUAACCUCUCUACCAGUGAUCUCUAUGCUUCAUCUAAAUUCCAACAGCGGCAACUGUCUACUGAAUCAGUAAACAGUGUUUCUAGCUGCGGUGAGGCAAGCAAAGGCAAGAAAAAGUCCAAACUAAAGACUCUGACGGGCCACAAUGCCAGCUGGAUUCGAAGUUCAUUCAAUCGCGCCUUCAAGAAGAACAAAGCAAAGGGAGGCGACAGUACGGGGAAUCGGGAGUUCAUGUCUGACGCCGAGUCGGGCAAUGAGGCAGGCAGUCGACGGCCAUCAUCAGCCACGGGCAUUGUAGCGGAUAACAGUCGGUCAGUGCCCAGUUCGCCGUUGCUUUCAGUGCGCAGCUUCAAAACCUCCACCAGUUCGUCGUCCGACUCGAAGGGGGCGUCAGAGGCAAACAAUAACAACAACAACAGCAACAAAACUGAUGAGGGAGUGCAGGACCUGCAGAAGCAGCUGCGAGAGAAGGAGAUGCAGCUGACUGACAUGCGACUGGAGUCACUUACCUCCACUCACCAAUUAGAGAACUUGAAGGAGAUGCUUUCGCAGAUGCGACUGGAGAUGGUGACGCUGAAGCAGGACAACGACCGACUGCAGCGACUGGUCAGCCACAAGUCACUCGCCUCGUCCGCCAGCUCGCUGGCCACCUCGACGAACUGCCAGCAAAUGGCGCCGAUGAUCAGUGCCGCAGACCCGAACAACAGCAGCAGCAGUGCUCGAAACUCCAACAACCUGGACACCAACAGCCUGGAGAGUGUGGAGAUUGACGGCAUGCUCUCCUCGCCCGGCUCCACCUGCCUCGACUCCCUCAGCGGCGGCCCCCUGAAGCCGGUGACACUGGGCUCCGGCAGUCACACGCUGGCUCGAUUCGGCAUCACCGCCAAGACCAACUGGGAGGCGCUGGACGGCCUGGUUCGGAAGCUCUUCAAGGAGCACCUCAUUCGCGUGGACUGCCACCUCUCGCUGGGCGUCACCGUCGACUCGCUGGCCUGCUACCGAGUGGGCGCAGAACAGGUGCAGCGCAAUCUGCAGGAGUUGGCCCUUCAACCGACGCCGGAGCUGCUGCCCUUCGGGUACCUGGUGGAGGACUGUCACAUCAACUUGCAGUUCAAGUCGGCACUCGAUUCACUCGCCUUUGACACGCUGACGCCCAAGUCCAUUCUCAACCAGUUCCUCGGAUUGCUGGCGGAGAAUCGCCGUCUGAUUCUCGCCGGCCCCAGUGGCACUGGAAAAACGUACUUGGCGCACAAGCUGGCCGAGUACCUGGUCAUUCAGAAGCAGCUGGCCAGCGUGGCCGAUGAAACGCUGAGCCACUUUGGUCUGGCGAUGACCUCCGGCGCCAUAGCCACCUUCAAUGUUGACCACAAGAACGCUAAAGAACUGAGAGCCUAUCUGUCGAACAUUGCUGAACAGUGCGAAUCACUCAGUCAGAUGGUUGGUGACUGUCCGCGAAGUCCACUCAUCAGUGGCCACCUGCCAAUAGUCAUCAUUCUCGAUAAUCUACACCACAUUGAUGACUCGCUGGUGGUGGACAUUUUCAAUGAUCUCUAUCGAUUCAGUGGCGAGAAAAGCCCGUACAUUAUCGGCACCAUCAACCAGAAUGUCACCUCGACGCAAACCAUCUCGGAGAUGUUUCACCGGUUUCACUUUCGCAUGGCCACCUUCUCCGUGCAAACAGAGCCAGUCAAGGGCUUUCUCACGCGGUACUUGAGACGAAAGUGGCUCGAAGCAGAGGCAAAGUACGGCAAAACGGCCACGCCCGAUCCGCAUCUAAAUCGAAUUAUCGACUGGAUUCCACGAGUGUCCAUGUACCUCAAUCGAUUCCUCGAGAACUUUUUCCCCUCUCAGAAUGUUUCCAUUGGUCCUCGCCUCUUUACCUCCUGUCCGGUCGACGUCAACGGCUCCCAAAUUUGGUUCACUGAUCUGUGGAACUUUUCCAUAUUGCCGUUCAUUACGGAGAACCUGCGUGAUCUGCUGAGCAAGUCUCGGUCCGCUCAGGGCUCCACCACACAGCAGAUGUACAGUCGUCUGAAGGAGAAGUUCAUCGAUCCCACCGACUGGGUCAUUGAGAACUACCCCUGGGUGAGCGGCACUGGCGGCAUGACGGCCGAAUGGUCUGACCACCUCAAUCGACUGCGACUGGAGGACAUCCUGGAGCACGACUCCACCGAGCCGUCGUCUGCUUCCAUUCGCAGUGGCUCCUCGGCGUCGGGAAAGUUUUCCGUCAGCGGGAAGCCCCCGGUGGCUGUCUCAAUCAACGAUCGCAUUGAUCAAGUGAAUGAUCCUUUUCUGGAAAUGCUAAUUAAGCUGAAGGAAGCAACAGAAGUGAACAACUCUAGUCAGGAACUGAGCAAAUAA